AAGCGUUCAUACAGCGGACUGCCCGUGGAUGGACGCAGUGCGUGGGCUAUCUUUCUUAUUUGUUGUGCAGCCUUUAGAGGAAAGUUCACUCUUCCUGUAGAAACAAGUGAACGUUCUCUCUUGUUUUUUUUUUUCAAAUAGACAGAGCACACUUUCCCGACUUUCAUUUGAACAAUGUUUGCGUCUCAAAGCUGGAUACAUCUGCUCUCAAAGCCGUAGAGAAACUCUGAAGAUGAGAUAGAAAAAAGUAUUGCUUCAAAAGUAUUUCAACUCUCGAUGUCGGUUUAAAAACCUCCUACUGUGUAUCGAGGAGUCAGCAGCAUCUUUGGACACUUUUUGGACCGUUUCUCGUGGCCUCCCGUGUGCCAGUUUCGCACAGGUGAGCGGAUCUUGACUGUACGGCGUGUUUGUAGAUGUUCGGAGCCCAGGAGCAUCUGGCUGGAGAAGUUGCCAGUGUGAAAGAGCGAAGUUUUGAGGAAGAAAUGGAUUCGGUCCGAUCAUGGGUGCGGAAUGUCGGUGUUGUGGAUGCAAAUGUAGCAGCGCAGAGUGGAGUAGCCCUGUCCCGUGCACACUUUGAGAAACAACCCCCCUCCAAUCUGCGCAAAUCCAACUUCUUCCAUUUUGUGUUGGCCCUCUAUGACCGGCAUGGACAACCAGUGGAAAUUGAAAGGACAGCCUUUGUUGAUUUUGUGGAGCAUGAGAAGGAGCAGACGGGAGAAAAAACCAACAAUGGCACACACUACAAGCUCCAGCUUCUUUACAGUAAUGGUGUGAGAACUGAACAAGACCUUUAUGCUCGCCUUAUUGACUCUGUCACCAAACAGCCCAUCUCGUAUGAGGGACAAAACAAAAAUCCUGAAAUGUGCCGUGUCCUGCUUACUCAUGAAGUCAUGUGCAGCCGUUGCUGUGAGAAAAAGAGUUGUGGAAAUCGUAAUGAGACACCAUCAGACCCCGUCAUCAUCGACAGAUUUUUCUUGAAGUUUUUCCUCAAGUGUAACCAAAAUUGUCUGAAGACAGCAGGGAACCCAAGAGACAUGAGAAGAUUCCAGGUGGUCCUCUCAAGCACCGUUAGCGUGGAUGGUCAUGUUCUCGCUGUGUCCGAUAACAUGUUUGUCCACAACAAUUCCAAGCAUGGCCGCCGGGCACGUAGACUGGAGCCAGGUGAAACACUGGAAAAUCCCAUGGAAUAUGCUACCCCGUGUAUCAAAGCCAUCAGCCCCAGUGAAGGGUGGACCACAGGAGGCGCUAUGGUGAUAAUUAUCGGGGAGAAUUUCUUUGAUGGUCUGCAGGUCGUGUUUGGGAGCAUGCUGGUGUGGAGUGAGUUAAUCACUCCUCAUGCUAUCCGGGUUCAGACACCUCCAAGACACAUUCCAGGGGUUGUAGAAGUCACACUGUCCUACAAAUCAAAACAGUUCUGCAAGGGAGCACCAGGACGCUUCAUUUACACAGCACUGAAUGAGCCAACCAUAGAUUAUGGCUUUCAGAGACUUCAGAAGGUUAUCCCUAGACAUCCUGGGGACCCUGAAAAAUUGGCAAAGGAGAUGUUACUGAAAAGGGCAGCAGAUCUAGUUGAGGCGGUCUAUGGAAACACCCAUAGUAACCAGGACAUGUUGCUGAAAAGGGCAGCAGACAUUGCUGAAGCCCUGUAUAGUGUACCACGGCCUCACAGUCAGCUGCAAGCUCUGCCCAGCUCCCCAGUGCAUGGCAGUGUCAUGGGACUAAGCUCGUAUCCCUCCCAGCUGGGGGUCAGUAUUGGAGAACCUGGACAAACCAGUGGGCAAGGUUACAUGCGUAAUUCCAGUUUGUCUCCACGUGGCUACCCAUCUGCCUCCACUCCUCAACAGUCAAGCUAUGGAUCUGGAGGAGGCAUGAGUGGAGGAUAUGGAGCUGUUCCUAUGAGCAGUUUGGGUGUGCCAGGGUCCCCUGGCUUUAGUAGCGCCUCUCCAAACAGCUCUCCUUAUGUAAUGCCUUCCAGUCCCACUAUACCAGGAUCCAGCUCUACUUCCUCUCUCCUUCCCUUCUCAUCUUUUCCUUCCACUGCCAAACAGAAGAGUGCUUUUGCUCCCGUCCUAAGACCCCAGGGUUCACCUUCACCUGCCUGCCCAACCACAGGAGGCAAUGGCUUCAGAGCAAUGGCAGGUCUUGUAGUCCCACCAAUGUAAUGACUCCCAUCAUAUACUAAUCAACAUUCCACACAAAGCUCCUACAAGUGGAAAAGAAACUCCAGAGACUGAAUGACGUACACUGCAAGCUAUGGCAAGCAAUGGGACCUGUCUUCAAUAUAGAUGAAAAGAAAAACAUGGUGAAGCCACUGUUAAGUGAAUGCGACAAGAGGGCAACUUUGGGGAACUGUCAAGAUGUCACCUCAGAUGUUCUUCUCUUAAAGACAUGCAGAGAAAAAGGCCUCCUUUGUAUCUUCUUCUUAGCCAAGAGAAGAUUCACCAGCUCAUCAGUCAUUCAAGACUAUUUUUCUACACUUCAGCAGAUUCUGAGUCAUAUGCUCAAUGGAUUUCCAUCACAUUCUAGGAAGCAGGGUGCUAGCAAAUCUAACUCUCCAAAGCUUUUUCGAGGUUUAUGCAGAGGACAGGAACCUUGUUCACAAAGAUGUUUUACAAUGAUUUACUGAACAUUCCAUUUUGAGUCAUGAAAAACUUUAUUUUAUUUCUUAGCUCCAGAAUAAGGGAACUUAGGAACUUAUACUUUGUACCUCCCAGCGUUGUGAAUUGAUGACCUCAUAUAUUGACUUAUUUAAUGAAAAAUGCUAUAUAAGUUAUUAUUUUUAGGUUAAGUAAUAAUAUAAGCAACUUUUAUGAACCUAUUUGUAACUGUUAUGAACCUCUUCUAUGUUGCCAUUAUUGUUAUGUUACGAUUUUUUAAUGAAUGUUGUUAGUGUGUCAUUUUUAAGCCGAAAUGUUACCUGGAUAAAUCCUGAGUUCUUUUUCUGAAGAAAGAAAUGUAGCGAGUAUUUUUUUUAAACAAUUUACAAUGUGACACUGUACACUGCUUUAAAGAAUUCUGUUCAAGAGCAUAGAAAACACAGCUUCUUGUUGUUUAUCUAUUUAGAUAAUACUAAUGAGCUAAUUAUUCAGAGUAAGCAUGUACGUUCUUGAUGUAGUACAUACAGUAGGUACUACUAUAUAUGAAUCUAAAGGUUACAUUUAUUCAUUCAGAAAUUCUGGUACAGAGAUUUUGUGUAAAUUAAUUGAUUAUGGCUACAUUUUCAUUAGUAGUGCUUGGAAGAUUCAGGGUGUUAAUCUUUGUUUUUUUCCCCCCGCACAACCUCUGUAACUAUGCAGUAUUUGUUUAGGCUGAAACUAUGAGUGAUUACUGGUUUAAGAUAAACUCCUUUUCACCAUACUUAGAAACAUCAACAAAGCAAAUAAA
Molecule: messenger RNA, 3384 nt
Organism: Pygocentrus nattereri (red-bellied piranha)
Lineage: Eukaryota; Metazoa; Chordata; Actinopteri; Characiformes; Serrasalmidae
Gene: ebf2
Product: EBF transcription factor 2
Exons: 16
Coding region: 414-2162 (582 amino acids)
Biological process (GO): regulation of transcription by RNA polymerase II
Molecular function (GO): DNA-binding transcription factor activity, RNA polymerase II-specific; RNA polymerase II cis-regulatory region sequence-specific DNA binding
Source: RefSeq, a predicted model, not a curated record